UGAUUCUUAUACACAGUCACUUGUUUAUAAAGAACGUGGAGGAAGAGGUGCCAACAACAUAUUAAAUAAAUAACUUUCUGCUGUAGUGUUCUGAAGUGUGUUGUAUUGGAAAGUUUGAGGGAUUAUGGCUCCAACACACAGGAAACAAGAAGGAUUGCUAGCUCGGGUCAAUUUCCCAUUAUAUACAUUACAAAUGUUGACCAGUCGUCAUGUGUUAGUUGGUGGUGGAGGAGGUUCUUCAAAUACUGGUGUUGCUAAUGGAUUUGAAAUUUUCGAGCUGUCUCAUGAUGGAGAAAGAUUUGUUGCAGAGGAGGUUAUGCGUCAUGAAACUGGUUCCAGUGUUGUAAUGAAUUGUGCAUCCAACAGUAAUGGGCAUCGCACAUUCCUUGUUGCGGGACAGGAAAGCCAUUGUCAGCUUUAUCAUGUCAGUAUGGAAAUUCUUGACAAUGAAGACAUAAAAUCAAAUGAUGUUGGGGACAGUAAUGCUGUAAGACAGCGCAGCGAGAAGUCAUCUGUGUCAGAUAGUGGAGAAGCUCAUGGUGCAAAAAAGAAAGUGGACAGGAAUAGCAACUCUUAUAAGCAACUUAUAUUCCAAAUAAAACCUAGUGAUAGCAUUCAGACAGAUUUCAGUGAGGAUGAGCCUUUACAGCGAGUGGUGCGAAUUGGGCGAUCAGGAAAGUUGAUGGCCACAGGCGGCACUGACGGCCACAUUCGUCUCUGGCAGUUUCCAUCCCUAAAGAAGAAGAUUGAUAUUUCUGCACAUAGUAAAGAAAUUGAUGACCUGGACAUCAGUCCCAGUGAGAAGUUGGUAGUAAGUAUAUCAAAAGAUGGCCUCGCAAUAAUCUGGAGUGCUGAUUCUGGAAAGAAAUUACAAGAAUUGAUAUGGACAAUUCCUGAAGGCUCCAAGUACUUCUAUAAACGUUGCAGGUUUGGCUUGGUUGAAGGGGACAUAAACAGCACUCGACUCUUUGUGCUGACAAAUCCUGUGGGUAAAAUAGGCAAACAGAAAGCAUUUCUACAGCUGUGGCUGCCAGAAGAUGGCUCACUGAAGAGAGCUGUACCAUGCAGCGACACUUUGUCAGCUCUGGCUGUGUCAGAUGAUGGGAAGUUUGUUGCUGUGGGCACAAUGUUCAGUGGCAGUGUUUCAGUGUACAUUGCCUUCAGUCUGCAGAGAGUGUUGCAUGUUGAAGGAGCCCACAGCAUGUUUGUAACAGGGCUGGAUUUUCUACCUGUGGCAUCAGGAGGCCAACCAAUCACCAGUUGUACUGAGGCAGCCGUUGUAAGCAUUUCUGUGGAUAACCGCAUUUGCAUACACAGUCUUGCCUUCAGAAGCACACUGCCUGUCUGGCUUGUGAUCAUCCUAAUCAUCAUC
Messenger RNA from Zootermopsis nevadensis, 1372 nucleotides. RefSeq names its product guanine nucleotide-exchange factor SEC12. Gene Ontology annotation, biological process: endoplasmic reticulum to Golgi vesicle-mediated transport. The record is from RefSeq and is a predicted model, not a curated record. Gene Ontology annotation, molecular function: protein binding; guanyl-nucleotide exchange factor activity. NCBI's taxonomy places the organism in Eukaryota, Metazoa, Arthropoda, Insecta, Blattodea, Termopsidae. Gene Ontology annotation, cellular component: endoplasmic reticulum membrane.